This is a messenger RNA of Perognathus longimembris pacificus (Pacific pocket mouse), 1190 nucleotides long. It is a transcript of the gene Dusp22, whose product is annotated as dual specificity phosphatase 22. Gene Ontology annotation, biological process: positive regulation of JNK cascade; transforming growth factor beta receptor signaling pathway; protein dephosphorylation. Lineage: Eukaryota; Metazoa; Chordata; Mammalia; Rodentia; Heteromyidae. Gene Ontology annotation, cellular component: cytosol. Gene Ontology annotation, molecular function: protein tyrosine/serine/threonine phosphatase activity. The record is from RefSeq and is a predicted model, not a curated record. The transcript is spliced from 7 exons. Bases 203 to 820 code for a protein of 205 amino acids.
UCCGGGGCGGCUGAGCGGAAAACACUGCCGUCAUGCCAGGUCCUGGUAGCCAGCCCAGCCGCCCAGGCCCGCCCGGACGGUGAUUUAGUGUCCCAGUUGUUUACUGGGGAGCUCCGGCGCCCGCGGCGCUCCUCCCGCGCCCCACCCUUCCUCCGCCGCCUGUGCGCGCGGGGAUCCGCGUGCUCCGAGCGCGGCCGCCGCCAUGGGGAAUGGGAUGAACAAGAUUCUGUCUGGCCUGUACAUCGGCAACUUCAAAGAUGCCAGAGACAUGGAACAAUUGAGCAAGAACAAAGUGACACACAUUCUCUCUGUUCAUGAUAGUGCCAGGCCCAUGUUGGAGGGAGUCAAAUAUCUGUGCAUUCCAGCAGCAGACUCACCAUCUCAAAAUCUGACAAGACAUUUCAAAGAAAGUAUUAAAUUUAUUCAUGAAUGCCGGCUCCAAGGUGAGGGCUGUCUUGUGCACUGCCUGGCUGGAGUCUCCAGGAGUGUGACACUGGUGGUUGCAUAUAUCAUGGUCGUCACUGACUUUGGCUGGGAGGAUGCCCUACAUACUGUGCGUGCGGGGAGGUCCUGUGCCAAUCCCAACCUGGGCUUCCAGAGGCAGCUCGAGGAGUUUGAGAAGUAUGAAGUGCAGCAGUAUCGGCAGUGGCUGAAAGAAGAAUAUGGGGAGAGCCCUUUGCGGGAUGCAGAAGAAGCCAAAAAUAUUCUGGGUAAAUAUAAAGAACAAGGGCAUAUGGAAUCCCAGCCUGGUGCCAGGAGGUGGAGCAGCUUUUCCACCCUGCCUCCUGUGACCUACAAUAACUACACAACAGAGACCUAACACAGAGGAAUCUAGUGCCUGCCUUCCUGCCUACUGCUGGUCUUCCGUGCUACCUAAGAGCCAUGUGCUGGUGUGCUGGUGUGCUGGCUUCUGCCUCCAAGGACGGCAAAGGGAGAUGGAAUGCUCAGGGCUCCUUUCCCGUGACCUGACUCAACCCUCCAUCAGACCCCUUCACUCUGUCCACCUUUACCCUGAUGGCUUCACCUGAGCUUGCUACACCUGGGAUGUUACUGGGAUGCUGUACACCACCACGCAUGUGUGCACGCGUGUGUUUGUGUGUGUGUGUGUGAGAGAGAGAGAGAGUGCAUUUGCAUAUGUUUACAUGCAUAUGCAUGUAUGAGCAACUAUGAAAGUAGACCCAUGGCUACAU